This is a messenger RNA of Saprolegnia parasitica CBS 223.65, 927 nucleotides long. RefSeq lists its product as hypothetical. NCBI's taxonomy places the organism in Eukaryota, Oomycota, Saprolegniomycetes, Saprolegniales, Saprolegniaceae. Bases 1 to 927 code for a protein of 308 amino acids. Gene Ontology annotation, molecular function: TBP-class protein binding. The record is from RefSeq and is a predicted model, not a curated record. Gene Ontology annotation, cellular component: transcription preinitiation complex; nucleus. The transcript has a single exon. Gene Ontology annotation, biological process: transcription preinitiation complex assembly; DNA-templated transcription initiation.
AUGGACCGCAGUCACAGCGUCUGCUUCGAGUGUGGCAGCGACGACCUCGUUGAGGACCAUGGCGCUGGCGACCUCAUUUGCCGGGGAUGCGGUAUGGUCCUGAUCGAACACAUGAUCGACGAUGCACCCGAUUGGAACAAUUAUGCCGAGGACGAUAGACAACGCGGGGAUCAAAGCCGCGUCGGUAAGGGCCUCGACGAGCGCCUGGGCCUCGACGCGACGCUGGAGACCUAUAUCGUCGGGCCCAAGUCCAAGGCGUCGGCCGACGGCCCUCCGCGCGCACACCACUUGUCGCAAACCUCGCAAGUCGUCCGCCGCCGGGCGGGCUUUGACGCGCUUCGCGACUACUGCGAUGCGCUGCGCGUCAACAACACUGUCGCUGACUACGCCAUCACGCUCUUCGCCAAGGUCGACGAGUCGGAGCAGUUCAACGUCUCGCGCAAGCUCAAUAAGGCCCGCGUGUACGCCGCCGUCUUGUACAUGGCCUGUCGCGACUGUGGCAACACGCGCAGCUACAAGGAGCUCGAGGUGAUUACCGGCGUCGACAAGUUCAAGAUUGGCAAAAUGGUGACGCAGAUCACGAAGGCCAACCUCAUCGACCGCGCGGGCCCGGCGCCGCGCGCCCGGACCGAAGACUUUCUCGCGCGCUUUUGCUCGUCGCUCAAUUUACCGCAGAAGACGCGAAUCAUUGCGUCGCCGAUUGUGGAGAAGGCCACCAAGAUGGGCAUCGUCGAGGGCCGCGCGCCGCAUGCGAUCGCGGCGGGCGUCAUCUACAUUGUGGCAGCCUUCACCAACGCCAAGCGCUCGGUCGAAGAAGUGAGCGAAGUCACGUCCGUCGGCGCCAACGUCGUCAAGGAAGUGGCCAAGCUCUUGAACAAGAGCAAGAAGGACCUCUUUGCCGACGUCCAAGACAUCAUGGUGGCGUGA